UUUACGCUCUUGAGUCACUCCAGCGCUGCCGACUGUCGGGAUGUGACCCCGGAACAGGACGCCUCCUCAUACACAACACAGCUCCCAAAUACAACAAAAACGACAGAAUCCUGGACCAGGAGAGCAGUGCAUCAGGAGCAGGGGGGAUGAACCGAGAGGAAGCCCCUGGCAAGUCUCCUGAGGAGAUGUACAUCCAGCAGAAGGUGCGGGUGCUGCUCAUGCUCAAGAAAAUGGGAUCAAAUCUGACACCAAACGAGGAAGCGUUUCUGCGGAAUUAUGCAGGCGUGGUGCACAGCCAGAUGAGUCAGUUGCCACAGCACCCUAUUGACCAGGGAGCUGAGGAUGUGGUGAUGGCCUUUUCAAGAUCAGAGACCGAGGACAGGAGACAGUGACCUCGCGCCAUGUCGAGUCACUUCAGCUGAACACACAACACAGCUGACUGAUGGAGAGGGCGGAGCCUGAGACGAGAGAGGGGCGGGGCUCUGCUGCAUGCCAGUUGCCCCACUUCCCUUCUCUUCCCCAUUCCCCUCUUCUUCCUCACACUAACUGUUACACUAUCGGGCCCUGCGGCCACACUACCUGAUGACUUCUAGCAAAUGAGUCUGAAAGAGUCCUGGCGGGUAAAAAUUCGAUUUGGGUUUUUAAGUUUCAUUUUUGCAUCAUCCUUCCAUAAAUGGCGUUUUAUAUUUGUUCCCAUGAGAGACUUCAUGGACCAAGAGCUUCAUUUGUCUGGUCAAACUACGAAAGAAUAUAAAUCGCCUUAUGGGUUAUGUUAUUACAGACGAUUUUCUUUUUGUGUGUAUGUAGUUUCUUGUUUUAAUUGUCCACAGGAUCCUGCAGGUAGACUAUUUUUUGUUUGUUUACUUUAUUGUUUUCAGGGUUUUUGAUUGUUUAGUAGUCAUUCGCGUCGUAAUUUCAUCAAAAUAACAUUAAUGUUGUUGUGGAGGAUACCGAAUUGUCAAAACGGAUGAGGUCUGUACACAAGCACACACUCACAGAACGAUGUACACAAAUGACCUGAUGUUUCAUGAUCUCUUUUUUCGAUGUUUGGAUUCAUGUGAAAUUUCAAUGCUUUUUU
Messenger RNA from Sinocyclocheilus anshuiensis, 1078 nucleotides. It is a transcript of the gene ctnnbip1, whose product is annotated as catenin, beta interacting protein 1. The transcript has 4 exons. Bases 147 to 392 code for a protein of 81 amino acids. Gene Ontology annotation, cellular component: cytosol; nucleus; beta-catenin destruction complex. The record is from RefSeq and is a predicted model, not a curated record. NCBI's taxonomy places the organism in Eukaryota, Metazoa, Chordata, Actinopteri, Cypriniformes, Cyprinidae. Gene Ontology annotation, molecular function: beta-catenin binding. Gene Ontology annotation, biological process: negative regulation of Wnt signaling pathway.